Molecule: messenger RNA, 2847 nt
Organism: Clupea harengus (Atlantic herring)
Lineage: Eukaryota; Metazoa; Chordata; Actinopteri; Clupeiformes; Clupeidae
Product: kinesin-like protein KIF20A
Exons: 19
Coding region: 251-2722 (823 amino acids)
Biological process (GO): microtubule-based movement; spindle elongation; mitotic spindle assembly
Cellular component (GO): spindle microtubule; nucleus; mitotic spindle
Molecular function (GO): microtubule binding; plus-end-directed microtubule motor activity; ATP binding
Source: RefSeq, a predicted model, not a curated record
UUUGAUGAGCGAGGCGUUUGGAUCGGGUGGCCUACCUAAAGAGAAUCGGAAUGGUGGAUUUGGUGCAGUCUGCAUCUUAACUCAGUUUGAUGACAGAGAACUGUUGAAAUUUAAGGGCUUGAGUGUUUUUUUGUAUAUACAUUUAUAUACAGUCCUGUGUAUUUGCCGUGUCUAGACUCUGAGUGUAUUGUAUCAUCCAUUUUUUUUUGGAUUACCAUCAAGCGAGUAUUGCGAGUUGUUGAUAGUCAUCAUGACGACAGUUAUCGAUCUGACGCAUGACGGAAACAUCCUUGAGGCAAUGGAGUCAACUUGUAACGACUUGCAUGCAUGUGAACCAUGCCGUAAAGAUUUACCAGAACUCUCCAGCAUCUCCUCCAUAGCCUCUGUGCAGAGUGAAGUCCUUGAUGGUCCAGAGCAGCAACAACUCCGGGUGUAUUUGAGGGUGAGACCUUUCUCUAACGCAGAGCAGAACAGUGGUGAGGAUCAGGGCUGUAUAGUGCUGGAGGAUUCUGAGACUGCGGUUCUUCAUGCUCCCAAAGGCUCUGCCUCGAUGAAAAACAGUGAAAAAGGCAUUGGCCAAUCAAUGUACAAGUUCAGCUUCACACAGAUCUUUGGGUCUGAGGUGGGCCAAGCAGAAGUCUUUGAUGGUACCGUUAGGUCUCCGGUGCAGGAUUUUCUGCAAGGGAAAAAUUCCUUGCUAUUCAGCUAUGGUGUAACCAAUGCAGGCAAGACCCACACCAUACAGGGCUCAGCCAAGGACCCUGGUAUUUUGCCUCGGGCUUUGGAUAUUGUGUUUCGGCACAUCAGCGGGCGCCAGUAUGCGCUCAUGGACCUGAGGCCGUAUCUGGGAAGCAGUGUUCAGAGGCUUGACGCGGACCAGUUGAAGACGGAGAAGCUCCAAAAAGCUGUUCUGUUCAGCCUUCUAAGAGAGUCUGAUGCGGAGCCACAGAGGACUAGCAGGUCUAGAAGCAGCUCUUCAUCGUCUGUCUCCAGUUUGUGUUUUUCUGGCAUCUCGUAUGACCAGACCGAAUCUUCUGCAGAGGAUCUCCAUGUCCAGUACUGCGUUUGGGUGGCCUACUAUGAGAUCUACAAUGAGCAGGUCUAUGACCUACUGCUGCCACAGAACUCCAAGACCAAGAAGCGCUCCUCAUUGCGUGUGUGUGAUGAAAGCAAUGGCAACUCUUAUGUCCGAGAUCUAAGAUGGGUGAACAUCCAUAAUUCCGAUGAGGCGUGCCGGGUUCUACGCGUUGGGAAUAAGAACCGCAGUGCUGCUUCUACGAAGAUGAACCAGUCUUCCAGUAGAAGCCACAGUAUUUUUACCAUGAAACUUCUGCGAAUUGAUGGAACUGAUGUCCAAGGAAUAUCUGAGCUCUCUCUGUGUGACCUCGCCGGCUCCGAGAGGUGCAACAAAACCAAGACGUUCGGGGAGCGUCUGAAGGAGGCCGGAAACAUCAACACCUCUCUGCUCACCCUCGGGAAAUGCAUCGCAGCGCUGAGAAGCCACAAUAACGGGGUGAAGAGCAGCUAUGUGCCGUUCCGGGAGAGCAAGCUGACACGGCUCUUCCAGGGUGUUUUCUGUGGGAGGGGGAAAGCCUUCAUGAUCGUCAACAUCAACCAGUGCGCUUCCACCUAUGACGAGACCCUCAAUGUUAUGAAGUUCUCUGCUGUCGCUCAGCAGGUAGUCCAAGUGCUUCAGCCUCGUUCUCUUGAGUCUCUGGCUCCCAGGCUGGUUGGGCGCGAUGGCAAACCGUUGGUGAAAAACGGGGUGAUUGACCAGCAGGCUGUGGAUGACUACCUGUCCGAGGAGGAGCUCCUGGAUGGGGCGGACGACGAGGCAGAUAUGUCCAUCCUGCCUCAGGAGGAGCUGCUAGGCAUAAUCGAGACUCUACGGACCAAGCUGCUUGCAGAACGUAGGAAGAACCUCGUGCAAGAGAUUCAGAUCCGCAAAGAGAUGGGAGAUGCUAUGCUGCAACAACUCAUGGACAGUGAGGAGCAACACAGUCGACAGAUGGCGCUGCUGAAGCAGGGUUAUGAGGAGAAGCUGGACAACACGUUUGAGCUGUACAAGGACGCCCUGAAAGAACACGCCUACCAGUGUGCCGUGGAGAGACUCGAGGAGGACUACAUCCCCAUAGAGGAGUACAACACCGCGCAGAAGGAGCUGAAGACCAGGCUGAGCGAGGUGGAGGAGAAACUGCGACGUUCUGAAUCCGGUUCCACGCUGGGAUCUCCCUUCUCUCCCACUCAGGAGUGUUCCACCCAGACGGUGCAUGCAGAGUGUCCUGCUCAAGAUGCGGAUGCCGAGAGAUCCAAACGCCUCUACAGGGAGAAAUGUGCCGUGGAGAAACUGUGCUGUGAAAAGCAAGAGCUAAUUGUGGCCCUGGAGAGUCGGAUCUCGGAGCUGAAUGACACGUUGCAAGAGGCAGGAGAGAGCUAUAUGGAAAAGCUCUCUCUGGUUCAAACAUUACAGAACAAACUGACUUAUCAGGAGCGGGAGACGGAGCAUCUGCAGAGUGAUGUCACAGAGAAGGAGGCGGUGUUGACCUCUCUGCGGGAGGAGCUUGCCAAGCUGUCCCAGGCUCCCGAGGAGACGCCCAGACCCCGGCGAGGCCUUCUGGCCAACAUUAAAGAUUCUGUGUCGUCACCACGCAGUGGAACCCUCUGCCGCACCCUCAAGCGCUCCGUCAGGACCACUCCGUCACUGAAGAAGAAGCCUGUCUGACCCCCUGACCCCCUGGUACACUGCUGUUUUACUUGGGGCGUGCGUUUGAACUGUAAUAGGCUUCUAUAUACUAUAUAAAUGUUUUUUAAUACAUUGUUGGUCUUAACAUUGGAUGUGUGUUUAAU